UUUUAUCUACGAGAAUAAUUUUCCACGUCCAUUACCAUUACUCAGCAGUUUUCUACUUUUCUUCUACACCCACUCCAUACAUUACUCAACUCAUAUCCGUUCUGCUUCAACACCGCACAUCAUUUUCUAAUGCUGUAAAAUUUGUACCAUGCAGCAAGGGGCUCUGUUUCUGCUUUUGUGCGUGGUCUCUCUGUUCCCCCUCACUCACUAUGCCUGACUUUCUUGCCACAAACCCCCUUACCAUUUCAGCUGCAGAAUCUCCAAGAUUCCCCUUCCUCCAUUCAUGCCCAACUCUUACACCAAGACCCCAACUCAACCCGAAUUUCCGUAUCCCCUUUUCUCCCAAACCAUCUAAAAACAAGAGCGUCUCUUUGGCACUGAGCUCCAGGUCGAAUGAAGGGUCAUCAAGGGGUUAUGGCUUUUACAACGAGCUUGAGUUUGAGGACAGAAAGGACAAGACUUUUGGGUUGGAGAUGAACCCUGUUGUUGGUGAAGAUUCCCAGAGUGAAACUGGGUCAAUCCCCUUUGAUGGGGUGGAGGGUGGUGAUGAUAAGGGAGAGGAUGAUUUGGUUCGGGCUCAGGGGGAUGCAGAUGGGGAUGGGGAUGGUUUGAAGAAAGGUUAUGAUGAUGAAGAAGGUGAGAAUGAGAAAUUUGGAGGUAAACUUAGAGUCAGAAGAGGUAAAGAGGUAAUUAGAAGGUCGAAUUUGUUGGCCAAGCAAGUGAUCAGCAUUCACUCUGCCCUUAGUUUGGGAUUCGUCUCGCAGCUUUGGGUGGACACAAGCUCUUGGAUGGUGUUAUUUGUGGAGGUGAGGCCAAACUUGCUUUCUGGGGAUUCAGAGAAAUUCCUUCUGGAUGAUAUUAGUCAGGUUGGAGAUGUUGUCCUUGUCCAGGAUGAAAGUGUGACAGACAAUGAAUUUAAAAUGGUUGGAUUGGAGACACUGGUUGGAUACAAAGUUGUAACACCCUCUCGACGGAAUAUUGGAAAGGUGCGUGGGUACACUUUCAGCAUCAAUUCAGGUGCUGUUGAAGAACUUGAACUUGAUUCAUUUGGACUAUCCAUCAUUCCGUCAAGUUUGGUGAGUACCUACUCUUUGCUGGUUGAGGACGUGCUGGAAGUAGUAUCUGACGCAGUUGUUGUGCAUGAAGCUGCAGCUUUACGAAUUCAAAGGCUUUCUAAGGGUUUUUUGGGCAACCAGAAUGUGAGAAUUUCAGUGGAUGAUUUUGAAGAUUUUGACUCUGAACAAUCUGACACAUACGGUCCUAUUUCAAGGAGAAGAAAAAGUUUCGGAAGAAAGAAACCCAGUCAUAGAGAUUGGGAUGAUGAAGAUAAUUGGGAGCUUCCAAUGGACUAUCUCUGAUUCUAAUGGAUUUUCUGCAAAAUUUCAUGUAAAACAUGUUUUUUACAUUAUUAAAAAGAAUGAAAGUUUAAACAAACCUAUUAAAAACACCGGAAGGAAAUUCUUUUCACUUUUGGCUAUAAGUAGGCUUUCAUUUAUUUGUACAGUUAGUUUCAUUGAAUUUCUUUAGAUUUUCCUACCUCACUGACUAUAUGUUCGAUAUGUAAUGAUAAACAAUUUCCCAUAGUUUGAUAAAGAUGGUGUUUCUUCUGUUGAUAA
This is a messenger RNA of Glycine soja, 1616 nucleotides long. RefSeq lists its product as uncharacterized. The record is from RefSeq and is a predicted model, not a curated record. Lineage: Eukaryota; Viridiplantae; Streptophyta; Magnoliopsida; Fabales; Fabaceae. Gene Ontology annotation, molecular function: protein binding. The transcript is spliced from 7 exons. The coding region runs from base 210 to 1358 and encodes 382 amino acids.